AUGUCUUUAGGUACUUUGUUUUCGGACGCUAAAAUUAGAGGUCUUGUUCCAAGGGCCCUAGUUAAAUUUUUAAAAUUAGAUAUAAAAAUUGUUGAUCCAGCUACUGUUAGUGCCCAAUUUGCUCAACAAUUUCCUUUGAAGAAACUUCCAGCUUUCGUUGAUAACACGGGUGUAAGAUUGUCUGAACAAUUAGCAGUUGACUUUUAUUUAAUUAAUUUAGCUGACAAUCAAGAAAUAAAAACUCAAUUAUUAGGUAAUCCAGAUGAUUUUAGAACUCAAUCUCAAAUCUUAAGAUGGGCUUCUUUAGGUAACAGUGAUUUGUUAUCAAUUAUGUUAUCUGCUUUUGGUCCUUUAAGAGGUGAUGUCCCAUACAACAAGAAAGCUGUCGAUGAAGCGUUAGUUAAAGUUGAGGUUGUUAUUUCAAUCUUUGAAGAGAGGUUGAAAACACACACUUAUUUAGCUAAUGAAGAUAUCACAUUAGCUGAUUUGAUAUGUUGUGCAUCAUUCGUUAGAGGUUUCAAUUAUUUAUUCGGUAAAGAAUGGAGAGCUGCUCAUCCUUCAAUUGUUAGAUGGUUUAAUACGGUUAGAAAUUCUCCAAUCAUUAAAUCGGAAUUCACUGAAUUCAAAUUCAUUGACAAACAAAUCGAUCCACCAAAGAAGGAAAAGAAAGAGAAAAAGAAAAACCUAGACUGCUGCUGCUGCUGCCAAAAAGAUGCUGAACCAGCUGAGAAUGCUGAACCAGCCCCAGAAAAAAAAGCAAAACAUCCAUUAGAAGCGUUAGGUAAAGCUACUUUUGUCUUAGAUGAAUGGAAGAGAAAAUACUCUAACGAGGACACUAGACUAGUUGCUUUACCAUGGUUCUGGGAACACUACAACCCAGAAGAAUACUCUCUAUGGAAAGUUGAAUACAAAUAUAAUGAUGAAUUAACUCAAACUUUCAUGUCCAACAACCUAGUUGGUGGUUUCUUCAACAGAUUAUCUGGUUCCAUUAAGUACAUGUUCGGUUCUUUAGUCGUCUACGGUGUCACUAAUGACAAUGGUAUUGUUGGUGCGGUUUUAGUCAGAGGUCAAGAAUUUGCUCCAGCUUUUGAAGUCGCUCCAGAUUGGGAAUCUUACUCUUACGUUAAGUUAGAUGCCUCUAAGGAAGAAGACAAGGCUUUUGUUAACAACAUGUGGGCUUGGGAUGAACCUGUUAUCGUCAACGGUGUCGCAAGGGAAAUUGCUGACGGUAAAGUCUUAAAAUAG
Messenger RNA from Tetrapisispora phaffii CBS 4417, 1245 nucleotides. RefSeq names its product translation elongation factor EF1B gamma (gene CAM1). Bases 1 to 1245 code for a protein of 414 amino acids. Gene Ontology annotation, cellular component: nucleus; cytoplasm. Lineage: Eukaryota; Fungi; Ascomycota; Saccharomycetes; Saccharomycetales; Saccharomycetaceae. The record is from RefSeq and is a predicted model, not a curated record. Gene Ontology annotation, molecular function: translation elongation factor activity. The transcript has a single exon. Gene Ontology annotation, biological process: translational elongation.